UCAUAGUAGCAAACAUGGCGCGCGCUUCCCUAUGCUAACAAUCUCAUAGCCAUGCAUUGAGCGCAUUGAGGACGUAAUGGAUUUUGCUUGAUGUAGGAGAUUUUGUACCGAUCUGAAGGAAAUCUGCUUCUUUUCGAUCUACGACUUCGAGGAUGAAACUGGAAAUUGAAACUUCUAAAGAUUUCACAGGUCUGUUUUGUUAACGUAUCAAAUUUGUUGUUGUCGCACUUUCCUGGCCUCGUCGAAAUCUUCGUUGUUUGUGGACUAUUUACUGUGUUGUCGUGCUGCUUAGUUCAACAGGAGCCUUCGACAAUUUUUUUUACCUCAAAUUACACAAAAGACGGAAUUGUUUUCAUUCAUUUUUCAAGGCAACUUCGGUUGGUAGUCGAACAACAAGAAUAUUUUUUAACAAAACAAUCGAUUUCACUUUUGUUGCUUCUCGGAAUAGAAAUCUCUUCGCGGAUUAAAACCAUUUCUGGCCGCGAUUUCCUCUGAAGAAGCAAAUAAUAGGAUCGAGGGAAGGAUUGUUAACGGGGACAGUGUUUUAGCAGUACUGAAGACUAUCAAGAGAACUGAACUCGCAAUGGAAGCAAACUAUCAACUAUUUAUGAAGAUUGCUUAAAUAUUACAUAUGAUAAACUGGUAGACCAUUUGUAAAGUUUCACGAUUCAAGGGAAGUGAACACUGGUGCUUAACGUUUACAAAAACAAAGAAUUGAAGCCAUCAGUAGCAACAUCUCAUCGAGAAAAUAUUUUGAAGAUUGAGUUUCCUUUUAGUCUCAGGGAUCGCUUUUGAUUCAUUUGCGAGGGCAUCUUUAUCGUUUCUCGUUUUAUCAUAGUUUGUAAACGACUGAAGACCCAUCGUAGCAAUAUUAUCAUAUUGUAUUGGACUCCAAAAGGACGGUUUAACUUCGCUGGAAGCCCUGUACACUUACUUUGCAACUCAGCCAGAUAAUCAUGGAAUUCUUCCUGUCAAACCCGCUGAUUUGGACUACAAAUAUGGUUUACUGUUGCUGGCUGCGCGCGCUAUCUGAAGGAAAUCUCUGAAAGAACCCAGCCGAUUUUAUUGGGUAACACAAACAUCGCCAGAAAAAUUUAACUUACUGCCACUUGUUUAGUUACUUUUCAAAGGAUUGUAUUCUAAGCUGGGAAUCAAGAAGCUAAUAGCAUAUGGAAGACAUUGAAGGCGAACAUAGUUAUUCAUUACGAGAAAAGCAAUCGUGGUGAAAUCCCUGUGAAUUGAUUUACUUUCUGAUGAUCAAGACACAUUCGUUGUGGUUUAAUGGCUUUUAGGACGAGGCCGUCGCAAAGAAACGAACGAAACUUAGUUUAAUGUAUAUUGAGUGCAGAAUGGCUCAAGCUGAAUUGAUAACCCAUUCCUCGAGUGCAUUUAGUUCUUUCAAUAGGCCGAAUGGAACAAUUUACUCGGGCCUUUGUACAAGUAAAAUUCAUGUUGAUUCAGCCACAAAUGUACUGAGAAGUCUUACACGAAACCUCGUGAAUACAUACAAACGAUGUGGCUUAAAAGUCCCAGAAACAAACGGGAAAAAAUCGCGGCAGAAUUCCAAAACUGCUGGGAACAGUAAUAGUGAAGGAGAUUAUAAAGUGGUUCUUCAUGAAGAGCUUAGCUCCGCAACAUCGCGGUACGAGGUUCUCGAAUUUCUCGGCCGUGGGACGUUCGGACAAGUGGUGAAAUGUUGGAAAAAAGGAACAAACGAGCUUUACGCCAUAAAAAUAUUAAAAGAUCAUCCUUCCUAUGCGCGUCAGGGACAGAUCGAGAUCGGCAUCUUAGCGAAACUGAGCGCUGAAAACUCAGAAGCUUUUAAUUUUGUUCGUGCGAUCGAAUGCUUUCAGCACAAGAAUCACACAUGCUUGGUAUUUGAGAUGUUGCAACAAAACCUUUAUGAUUACCUCAAGCAAUCCAAGUUUAAUCCUCUACCUUUGAGACACAUUCGACCGAUAGUUCAGCAAGUGCUAGUGGCUUUGUCAAAGUUAAAAUCCCUUGGACUUAUUCACGCCGAUCUAAAGCCCGAAAAUAUUAUGUUGGUUGAUCCCGAAAAACAGCCGUUUCGAGUGAAAGUAAUUGACUUCGGCUCAGCAACCCAAGUAUCCAAAGCAGUUUGUUCAUCGUAUUUACAAAGUAGAUACUACAGAGCUCCAGAGGUCAUUCUUGGUUUGCCAUUUGGGGAAGCCAUAGAUACUUGGUCACUUGGAUGUGUGAUAGCAGAAUUAUUUCUUGGUUGGCCAUUGUAUCCAGGCUCUUCUGAGUAUGAUCAGAUCCGCUACAUUUCACAGACCCAAGGUUUACCAAGUGACCAUCUCUUAAUGAAUGGCUCCAAAAGUUUGAAGUUUUUUAAAAAAGCUGUCAACACAACAACAGGGUUGUUAGAAUGGAAGAUGAAGACUGCCAGUGAACAUGAAAGGGAAACCAAAAUCAAGUCACAAGAAGCAAGGAAAUACAUUUUCAAUUGUUUGGAUGAAAUAGCACAGGUGAACCUGGCCAGCAGUGUGGUGGGGAAUGAACGUGUCGCUGAAAAGAUUGACAGGUACGAAUUUACAGAUUUGUUGAAGAGAACUCUAAUCAUCGAUCCAGACAAGAGGAUCACCCCAGAUGAAGCUCUCAGACAUCCUUUCAUCACACUGGCACGCUUGGUUGACUUUGCUCACUGCAAUACUUUUAACAUGGCAGUGAAGAGCAUGCAAGUUUGCAGAUUUAACAGAGGAAUUGCUGAACAAACCUCAUCACUACCAUCUAGUUCUUUGUUUAGUAUUCCACGAGCUUCCACAAGUUCAUAUGUCCAUCUUCCAGUGGUGCGAAGUGAAAGCAUGUUAAACCAAGAACACAUUGGUGGGCUUCCACAGCCCUCAGCUGAUCAGUUUGCACCACAGGCUGGUGCACCUGUGGCCCCUCUGCAAGCUGUGCAGUCAAACCUUCAGACAACUGCAUCAGACUUCAUUGGCUCUCACUACAUGCCACAGCAUGCUGUCCUCUGCCAACAGGACAACUCCUCACCGCAUAAACAUCUGUUUCCUCCUCAAGCAGCUCCACAGCAGUCCAGACCGGUUGUGGUAUCCAUGGCUAUUCCACAAGCAACUCUCACGUUGCCAGCCUCGUCUGGACUUUAUGCUAAAAGUGUUCCUCUUCAAACGUGGACUCAUAAGCGGUUUGGCUCUGAUCCGGCAUUACAGCUCUUACCCCACUGGACUGGUGCUGUAGGUUUGUCAACUGUACAGCCAAUCAUUCCCGAGAACCUGCAAGGAAUGGACAACCCAAGUCGACCAAUGAAUCCACCUCCAGUUGGUGCAUGGCGAGGCUCUGAUGACAAUGGUUACAUAUCAGCCGAACCCAGCCCUGGCGUCUAUCACAUUGAUGGUGAUGCAUUCGAACGUCCUCGUGAGCCUCGUCAUGUAAUCAGUCACGAGUGGUCGCGACCUGCUGGUUCAGUAUUGUUUUCUGUAAUGCCCGUGAUGCAGCAGCCAGUUGCCCCGCCACCGGUAUGGAGUGGACCUCAUAUUCCUGCAGGCUUGUUGCCAUGGCAGUUGUCAUCGAAUACGUUCCAAAAGGGCCCAAACGCUCACGUACCAAUUGGACUGUCUACUGGGCACGUUCCACUAAGACGUACGGUGUCCUCUCCGGGUAGGCGAAGGGUCAGUGAAAGGGCUUAUUUGUUCGGGGAUUUCAACCAAGUGCCGAGCCCCCUGGGAUUUGUUCGCCAGGAGAGCGAGCCCUCUGGUACAAUAGCUAAGCAGACUUCCUCGCCCAUUGAAAUCCCAGACUCCCCCUCGUCCCCGAGCGUAAUUACAGUUUCUAGUUCGAGCGAUGAAAUGGAACCAAAUUCCCUGGAUACCAACAAGACUGACAUUAACUCCCAAGAGAUCGAGGAUGAUGUCGACGAUGAUGACGUCGAAGACGAGGGACCCGAGCAGUGCGACGUCACGGAGCACGAUGAUCACUGUGACGGAUUCGGUGAUGACGAAGAAGAGGAAGACGAUGAUUGUAUUGUGACGUCAUCAUUUUCCCUCGGAAGUGCAAGUCCCGGAUUGAACGAGUCCAUGGAUCACGCUCAUAGUAAUACUGCGUUUGCCAGCGGUGUUGCUAAUGAGGAAAUGGUGUCUUCUACGACCACGUAUGAAAACGUUCGAGACAUUGAGCAUCAGAAUGAGCAUUUAAGAAAUUUCCAUGAUCAUCGCAACGGAAAAGACAGUGCAAUGAUAUACUGCUCUGACACUGAAAGUGCGGACGAGAAAGGAGAAAUUACAGAAGCAUCUGGAAAUUACGGCCUGAUGGCCAAUAAUGGAAAUUCGUUGGAUGGACGGUUGCAUCAUGGGGGAUUUCCUUCCUUUCUCAGUGGUGAUUCAAUGCAAGGUGCAUCAUCGCAUCUCUUUGAGCCAGGGGCACCUCAUCGCAGUUCAGCCAAGGUGUCUCGUCCCAGUUCCCUUGGCAUCAUCCCUCAUUACGGUCAACACGUUGGACCGACUUACAUCUCGCCAACACGACCUUACCCCCCUUCCCAAACUCUACUUCUCCCUGGAAGUGAACCUCGCUGCUGUCCCAACGAUUCUUUCCAAGACACAAAUUCAUUAGUAAUCCUACCACCUUCGCAUGCGCAGUUUGUGUCACAACCGCUGUACACAGGUGUAGCAAGAAUCUCUACUGCUGGCCCAGUUUCAGGUCACGUACCGUACUCUUAUGUUACUUCAGCGGGUGGUACUGGACCAUCGUUUGUGAACCCAGGCCUCCCGCAAAGGCAGGUUCUCUCUCGGGGAAGCUGUCCUGCGCCUGUGCAGCCUGGCCUUGCUAUAACAGGCGUAGGUUACCAAGCACCACCCUCGUUUAUGAAUCAAAGGUACCAAACGCCUGUGGUAGGUGCUGUGAAGACUUUUAAUGUUGUGCCCGGCGGUGCUUAUAACGCAUACGGCAGAUAUAUUUUAAAUUCGAGUCCGACGAAACAAAGAGUGUUUUAUCCUUGAUUCAAUACAAAAAAAAGAAAAGACGAAAAGAAAGAAAAAGAAGUUUGUGAUUGUAGCUAAAGAGCAGUGAAAUGUCAUGUUUCUGUUCAGGUACAAAUAGUGUGGGAUAUUGGGAACAAGCAAAUAUUAUAUAAAUGCAAAAAAUCUUACUAGCGGGUUUGAUUUUUAAGUUAUUGAUGUAUGCUGUCAUUGCAUAUAGAUGUGUUUAAUAUUUUAAAACCAAGUGUGCUCAUUAAUUUAUGAUAUUAGAGGGGUGAAGUUCUUGUCGUAGAAAAGUGAAGUAAUAACUACGGCUACAAAGCUGUGAGCUUUUCAAUGUAUACUAGUAUUUUAAAUCAUGCGUCAUUAAGCAAGUCAGUUAUUUAUAUUAUGCACAAGAGGGCAUGUACGUUAAAAUCGAUUUUUCCGCCAAGUGAGUGUAUCUGAAAUUACACGAGUAAUAAGGGUAAGCAUUAAAAAGCCAAAUAUGUUUGCGAUUGUGACCGAAUAGAAAACGUUGAACCUUGAAUUAUGAUUAGAACUCAGACAAUCUUAAAAUAAUUUCAGUAUUUUUCGAGAAGAUUGAUGAUUGCAAUAUAUUUAGAAUUGGGUGAUCAAUUAGCAGAACCAUAUUUCAUGUAUUUUUUUUUUAAAAAAGAACUCGAGCUUGGAAUAUACCUUUAAAUAUGUUUACUGAUUUUAUUGCUUUUGAUUCUCCAAAAAUUUGACUGCCACUGACGAAUUCUGUAUUUCAUCGACGUUCCCGGUGAAGUAAAUUUGUCGGUACUGCAGGUGCAAUUUGUUGUCUCAGUCAUAUAGGACAAUCGAAGUCCAGAAGAAGUGUUGCCCCUAUAGAGUUUUCAAUUGCAAGUUUUGAUUGGUAUAGUGUUUUCAAUUGAUGUUGUUAAAAGGUACAUUUAACUUUUCUGGUGUUGGGAAGCGAUGAAACAAUUUAAGAAUAACGUACAGUACUUUAAUUAUGAAAAAAAUUGUAAGGUACCUUGAUUUUUAAUUGUCAGAUCAGUAUUGGAGCAAGUACUUUGUUCUUCAUAAGAAUUGAAUGUAAUUUGAAGAGUAUGACUGGUCUUGUUUUUAUUGAGGUUACUCGGGUGAUAAAUGUACUCAGGUUUUCACAUGUGUGGGGUGGAAUUAUCAACUAGCUAUUACGAUUCGCGUUGGUCGGUCAUGUUGCAAGAGUCAGAAUAUUACAGUAUUGAUACCAUCCGUAAAUAGUUGGAUAAUUGUUUACCUUUUGCCUUAAACAAAACAGCUUCCUGGCGGUAGUUAUUUUUUCAAAGAAAUUCGCUGAUAUUUUAAGAUAGUAAUUAUUAUAAACGAUACACUGAAGUAUUGUUUCUUCGAUCCUUGUCAAAGCUCAGUGCUUUUAGGAGAAGCUAAACCUUAAACAAUCUUAACACACAUUUUUAUCGAGUAAUGUUUCUAAUGUAGGGAAAGUUGACUCUUAUAGGUUGGGUAUUGAUACAAAAAAAACCUAAUGUUAUUUAUAAACAAUAACUUAAUUAUGUACGCAGAUUCAACCUGAAGGCUCGGUCACAGGGACCUUUGAUUCACUUUUUUCAAUCAGAUAUUGCCUUUUAUAAAUUUUUCUUCCAUUAGGAAGUCUCUUUCCGCCCUGUGACAGAGCUCUUGAGGCGACGAUUUGUGUGCAGCAAGUGUAAAAAGUAUAUUUUAUUCAAUAUUGGAGUCUUGGUACGACCGUUUUAUCAAUGGUGUUCUUUGUAAAUACAGAGCAUUGAUUGAUUUGGAGGCCAUUGGGGAAGGCCGACAAUGUUCAAUAAACUUAUUUUUUAUUGGUGGGAAA
Molecule: messenger RNA, 6771 nt
Organism: Stylophora pistillata
Lineage: Eukaryota; Metazoa; Cnidaria; Anthozoa; Scleractinia; Pocilloporidae
Biological process (GO): peptidyl-serine phosphorylation; peptidyl-threonine phosphorylation
Cellular component (GO): nucleus; cytoplasm
Molecular function (GO): protein serine/threonine kinase activity; protein tyrosine kinase activity; ATP binding
Source: RefSeq, a predicted model, not a curated record